Triticum turgidum subsp. durum (durum wheat) is the source of this 708-nucleotide messenger RNA. The record is from the annotation of a GenBank genome assembly. NCBI's taxonomy places the organism in Eukaryota, Viridiplantae, Streptophyta, Magnoliopsida, Poales, Poaceae.
AUGUUCCACAAGGCGGCGCUCGCUCCGGGGCGCCGGCUCGGCACCUACGCCGUCAUGCUCAUCCACAGCGACGGCCGCGGCCUCUCGUUCCUGCGGCCCGGGGACAGUUCCUGGAGGACGGCGCGCUCCGCGAGGGCCACGCCGCACAGGUACCUCGACGUCGUCUUCCACAAGGGCGCGUUCUGCACGCUCAGCAGCUUCGGCGAGGUGAACGCCUGGACGCCCGACGGCGGGGGCGGCCUGCGGACGAGGCGGCUCACGGACCAGCGACCGGAGCAGCUGGCGUGGGCCGUCCUCGCCUACUCCGUGUCGCGCCACGACCUUCUCAUGGUGAGCACCAUGGAUAGGCCGAUGUGCUAUGAGCGCCGGCCGCUGUGCUGUCCGCGCCGUCGGCAGCACUUCGAGGUGUCCCGCUGCGACGAGCGCCAGCGCAGGUGGCUCCCCGUGAAGGACAUUGGGGAGACGGCCAUCUUGGCCGGGAGCCAGUGCAGCCUGUGCCUCUCCACGCGAGGCUCCCCUCGACUCGCCGGGAGCAGCAACCACAUCUACUUUGCUUCGGACUGUGCGACGAGCAACAUCAAGUGUGAUUACGGAAACCCUGACUACUACCGCAUGCCGAUUGCGGCCGAGAGCUUGGCCGGUAGGGAGAUAUCCGGCUGGACUUGGUUUCUACCUUACGUUGCACGAUUAGACUAUGGAGCUUCUUGA